Molecule: messenger RNA, 381 nt
Organism: Symbiodinium pilosum
Lineage: Eukaryota; Dinophyceae; Suessiales; Symbiodiniaceae
Source: the annotation of a GenBank genome assembly
GUGGACCAUGCUGUGGGACUUGGGCCGGCCCGGGAGACUGAUCUCAUUGGAGUCAUUCGCCUGCAGGCGCUAUCAGGUCCUUCCACCAGCAAAGACGUCAAUAUAUUUCGUCAUGUUUGACCAUGCCAACCUCAGCAAGAGCUGGGAGGAUGUCGCCUGGGUGUUUCGAAGCCUCGAUGGACAGACCACGGUGAGCAUGUUCAUGAUACCCAUGAACACGUCUGCUGGGAGUUGGGGCGAUACGCAGUAUGUCAUAGAGCGGGAAGAUGGUGCUGUGGUGGUCAGUGGUACGCUCGGUGCUCCUGGUGCGGCCAAUGCCAUAGACAUCGGAGGAGGUCAUGCUGAGCUAGAUGAAUUUUCGGCAGUCGCCGGGGAAAUUUU